CUCAACAGCUGUUUUGUGUGGGUGUGGAGAGGUAUAAAGAAAGAAAGACAGAGCCCAAGCAAAUGCUGGGCACAGAUCAGCAGCCACAGGCACGUGCCAAGCAUCCAGAACCUAGACCAGAGCAUCUGCAGCCAGCAUGGGGCAGGCCUUCAUUUGGGCUGGCUUAGCAGUCUUGCUGCUUCUGCAGUGUGGCUCUGCUUGCAAGCUGGUGUGUUAUUUCACCAACUGGUCCCAGUACAGACCUGCCCAGGGGCGUUUCUUGCCCGAGAACAUUGACACCAACCUGUGCACUCAUCUCAUUUAUGCCUUUGCUGGCAUGAACGAGAACAAGAUCACCACCAUUGAGUGGAAUGAUGAGCAGCUCUACAAGACUUUCAACGGACUAAAAAUCAAGAACCCCAGCCUGAAGACUCUUUUGUCCAUCGGUGGAUGGAAUUUUGGCUCCCAAAAGUUCUCCACCAUGGUGUCCACUCCUGCCAACCGCUGGACAUUCAUCCUCUCUGUGAUUCAGUUCCUGCGCCAGUAUGGCUUCGACGGCCUGGACAUAGACUGGGAGUAUCCGGCAGCGAGAGGAAGCCCUCCUGAGGAUAAACAGCGUUUCACAGAUCUAGUCCAGGAAAUGGCUAAAGAAUUCACAGAGGAAGGGAAGAGGACACAGAAAGACAGGCUGCUGUUGACUGCUGCUGUGGCUGCUGGGAAGGAAAAUAUCGAUGCAGGCUACGAAGUCAGCAGCAUCCUAAAAGAACUGGAUUUUAUCAACCUCAUGACCUAUGACUUCCAUGGCUCCUGGGAGCAUACCACAGGCCACGUCAGUCCUCUCUACAAAGGAAAAAAUGAUACAGGACCUGCCGAAUACAGUAACACUGAUGCUGCCGUGAAAUACUGGAUAAGCAAGGGGGCUCCAGCUGAGAAGAUCAUCAUGGGGAUCCCCACCUACGGGCGGGGCUUCACCCUCUCUUCCCCCGACUCCGAUGUUGGCGCACCUGCUUCUGGGCCUGCAGCUGCAGGCACUUUCACGCGGGAGGCAGGAUUCUUGGCCUACUAUGAGAUCUGUACUUUUCUGAAAGGUGCCACCACCAAAAGGAUUGAAGAUCAGAAGGUGCCUUAUUCCUUCAAGGACAAGGAGUGGGUGGGAUAUGAUGACACAGAGAGCAUUACGACUAAAGUUCAGUAUCUAAAGAACAACGGUUUGGGAGGUGCCAUGAUUUGGGCUCUUGACUUGGAUGACUUCAGUGGCUCUUUCUGCAAUCAAGGAACAUACCCUCUUCUAAACACCCUGAAGAAAUUGGGAUGUGGGAUGGUACAACCAACAGCUGCUUCAACCACUGCACGGAUGGUACGAUCAACAGCUGCUUCAACCAGCACCAACCUCAAAACAGCUCCUCAGCCUGUUCCAGCCUCCAAGUUUUGCCUUAAUAAGGAUGACAGCAUUUAUCCUGUCCCAGAGGAUAACACCAAGUUUUACAUCUGUGCUCACAAGGCCACCUUCAGCAUGUCCUGUCCUGACAGACUGGUUUAUAAUGGCACAUGCAAGUGUUGCAACUGGCCUUAAAUCCUCCAGGGAAAAAGAAAAGCUUCAAGAACAUGUCCACGGGAAGUUAAAUGAAAGGUAGAUUCAGAGUCUCUUCAGUAUCCUCUCAGUGCUUCUGAGAUCAGUAACAUGGAUUUCCACCUUCUUCACUAUACUUGCUUAGUUUCUCUUUGGCCUGCAACUAUUACAGUGAUACACAUCAGAGCUGAGGAGGAGAAGGGAUAGGAGAAAAGUCUUAGCACCUCUCAGCAUGUCUGGUAGGUUUUCAAACUGAUGAAUGAUUUUUUUCUUCAUUUUGCCAUAGCCUAUUUUAGCCUUUCACUUCAUCCCUCAGGCCUGAUUUCAAGUGUGUGCGCCCCAAUAAAAACAAACUUUCAUUUGCAAGCAACAGCA
Molecule: messenger RNA, 1924 nt
Organism: Gavialis gangeticus (Gharial)
Lineage: Eukaryota; Metazoa; Chordata; Crocodylia; Gavialidae
Product: chitotriosidase-1-like
Exons: 11
Coding region: 137-1552 (471 amino acids)
Biological process (GO): carbohydrate metabolic process; chitin catabolic process
Cellular component (GO): extracellular region
Molecular function (GO): chitinase activity; chitin binding
Source: RefSeq, a predicted model, not a curated record